Messenger RNA from Rangifer tarandus platyrhynchus (Svalbard reindeer), 405 nucleotides. Lineage: Eukaryota; Metazoa; Chordata; Mammalia; Artiodactyla; Cervidae. The record is from the annotation of a GenBank genome assembly.
AUGCCCCUUACUUGGAUUCCGCUCUAUCUGCGGGCGGGGUGGGGCCCAGCUAGGGCCACCGGGUCUCCCCGGGCGGCGUCGGGGGCGCACGCGGGAUGCUCGGGGCCGCGGCCGCUGCCUCUCGGUGUCUUCUCUACGCCGGCGGCAGAGGGCUCUGUGCGCUGCGCUGCGCCGCCGGCCCGGCUUUUAGCAGCGGGUGUGGACGCUGGCACUGCCGGGGCCCCCGCCCUCCCCGCCCGCUUGGGGUGUCCUUUGCCCCUUGAUCCGGUGCCUCCUCCUCUCCUUAGCACGUGGGUGGCAGCCGCUCACCCAGCUGGCGGGCUGUGGGGCAGCCAUGGCCCGGGCUAUGGGCUCAGGCGCCUGCCAAUCCCCGUCUGGGACCCGCUCGUGCCCGAUCACCUUUAA